This is a messenger RNA of Oxyura jamaicensis (ruddy duck), 2693 nucleotides long. It is a transcript of the gene SLC19A2, whose product is annotated as solute carrier family 19 member 2. The transcript is spliced from 7 exons. Gene Ontology annotation, cellular component: plasma membrane. Gene Ontology annotation, molecular function: vitamin transmembrane transporter activity. Gene Ontology annotation, biological process: transmembrane transport; vitamin transport. The coding region runs from base 1 to 1578 and encodes 525 amino acids. Lineage: Eukaryota; Metazoa; Chordata; Aves; Anseriformes; Anatidae. The record is from RefSeq and is a predicted model, not a curated record.
AUGACCUAUGUCACGGCGCGGGGGCGCACCCCAGGGUGGCGGCGGCGGCGGCGGGAGGUGACCGCGGAGGGCGAGGGGACGCGGGGACAGGGGGCGGCCACGCGGCGCUCCCUGCCCGGCUCCUGUCCCGGCCUGGCGGGGCCGCGGGGAGCCCGGCCUGGCGCCCCCGGGUGCUGCUGGGCGCUGCCCACGGCGCUGCUGUGCGCCUACGGCUUCUUCUGCAGCGUGCGGCCCUCCGAGCCCUUCCUCACCCGGUACCUGCUGGGGAUGAACCUCUCCGAGACCCAGGUGUUCAACGAGAUCUACCCGGUGUGGACGUACUCCUACCUGGCGCUGCUGUUCCCCGUGUUCCUGGCCACCGACUACCUGCGCUACAAGCCCGUGGUGCUGCUGCAGGGCCUGAGCCUCAUCGUCACCUGGUUCAUGCUGCUCUACGCCCGGGGGCUGCGGGCCAUCCAGUUCCUCGAGUUCUUCUACGGGAUGGGGACCGCCACCGACAUCGCCUACUACUCCUACCUCUACAGCAUUGUCGACAUCGACCUGUACCAGAAGGUCACCAGCUACUGCCGCAGCGCCACCCUGGUGGGCUACACGGUGGGCUCGGUGUCCGGGCAGGUUCUCGUGUCUGUGGCAGGGUGGUCCCUCUUCAGCCUCAACGUCAUCUCCUUAACCUCCAUAUCCGUUGCCUUCGGCACGGCCUGGUUCCUGCCGAUGCCGCGGAAAAGCCUUUUCUUUCACCACGUCUCCAGUCAGCCGUUCAGCAGGGAGAUGAAGGUCAUGGACUGUAAAAACGGAUCAGCUGUCCAAGAUCAGCCCAGCGUGCAGAGGACGCCUGGCUGGGAGGAUGAGACUAAAGUUCCCUUAAACAUGGAGGGGAGCUCAGCAGAGAAACAGGAGCAGAAAGUAGACGUCGUGAAGGUGCUCAAGGAUCUCUGGCGGGACUUCCUGCAGUGCUAUUCCUCUUGGACCAUGCUGUGCUGGUCGGUGUGGUGGGCACUGUCCACUUGUGGCUACUUCCAGGUCAUCAACUACGUUCAGGGCCUGUGGGAGAUGGUGCUGCCUUCUAACAGCACAGAAAUCUACAACGGCGGCGUGGAGGCGGCCUCCACACUGCUAGGAGCUGUUGCAGUGUUUGUUGUGGGCCAUAUAAAAACAUCCUGGGCAAUGUGGGGUGAAGUGGCACUUGCCCUCUUCUCCUUUCUUAUUGCUGCUGCUGUAUAUAUCAUGGACACUGUUCACAACAUCUGGGUGUGCUAUGCAUCGUAUGUUGUCUUUAGAAUUAUCUACAUGCUGCUAAUCACAAUAGCAACGUUCCAGAUCGCUACAAAUCUCAGUGUGGAGCGGUAUGCCCUGGUGUUUGGGGUCAAUACUUUCAUUGCCUUAGCACUUCAGACUCUACUCACAUUGAUUGUUGUGGAUGCCAGUGGGCUUGGGCUGGACAUCUUCACCCAGUUCAUGAUUUACGCAUCUUACUUUGCGGCUAUCUCCCUGGUGUUCCUGGGCAGCGGCAUAUACAGUAUUAUUAGAGCUUACAGAAGACAAGAGCAGAUGCCAAGCAGAUCUCCUGAAAGCCAUUAGUGCACCAAUUGAAGACCUUCAGUGGCUACAUAUGAAGACAGAGGUCUGGUUUUUAAUCUCUGCCUUUUCUUCCCAAGGCAGUCACCUUAAUGGCACUUGAUCCAUAUUUAUACUAUGUUAGUAGCACAUUUUAGAAGGUAAAUGUAUUAGAUCUUACGUAAGUAAGAACAUAUAUCUUCUUUCUAAAAUGCCUUUUGUUCUUCUGUUGCAUAUAUGGGAUGUGCAGCAAAGAACAGUAAGUUUUCUCAAUAAAUGAAAGCCUUGAGAGGCUUUAGUUUAAAGCCGUGCAUCUGGAGACUGUCAUUGAAAAGGCAGUUUUGAUUGCCUGGUAAACAGCUACUCUCUUUGUCAUUAAGAUGCUGCUGUAGUGAGGACAUUCUCAUAGACCUCUUUGUAGAGAGACCUGGGCCUGGGAGAGGAGGUGGCCUUAGGUCAGUGCUCUGCAGCGUGGCUCUUGCCGUGCCUGCUCUGAGAUGCUGGACACUCUGUUUUGAGGACUCGUACACUUAUGUUUCUGCAUAUACACAUGCUUCUUUUAGUUUAGUAUUAUUUCGGCAGCUUAUCUGCUAUCCCUGCUGUCAGAGCUUCACCACAGCUGAUCAUGCUACCUCCACAAAAAUCUAACUGUCCUGGGGCAACUUGUGACAGCGCUGACUUGGCCGCUGGCGGCACUACUUGUCCUGUGAAGGUCUGCACCCAAGGGACUGUAAAGCUGGAGGGGAAGCCUAGAGGGAGUUCAAGUAGGCAGGAUGCUGAUCUGCAGAACAGUCAGGCAUCCUUGCCUGUGUCCUCUAGGUCUGCAGAUUCCUGCAGUUGCUAAGAGUCACUGACUCGUGUCACAGAAGCCUGGGCUACCUCAGUGGGUUGGUGGAUGUGAGUGUAGCACCAAGAAGGAAGGUGACUUGCAGGAUUUUAAGCUAUUCUUUGUAACCUCAGAGAAUCAUGACUGCAGUGACUAGACACCUUCAGUUACUGUAUUUAACAAAAUGAACACCUGAGGCCUUGAAAAAUGCUGAUUGUUGAUCUGUUGCUUCUUCCCUUUUUAAAAUGCCUUUGUUUCUGGUGGGGUCUCUAUCCACUAGUUCUACCUCUUCUUUCCACUUAAAAAAAAAAAA